AAUAUCGCUUCCUUUUGCCUAGCUCUGGUAGGCUAUAUCAAUCAGAGCUGAGCUUGCUGUGCGACAGAACCGUCUGCUAGAACGCUGGGAGAGUCGGAGGGAGAAAGGGAGCGAGACUGACACAGAGAGAGCCAGGCAAAACGUGGCUUUAGAGUCGAGCUCGGAAGGUGGCCAGGCUGGAUUUGGGUGGUGUCACGCUGGGGUGCUUUUAGAGCGUUGCGAUUUCAGCUUUAAUAAUACCGAAGCGAGGAACAAAAAUUGUUCAGCGUGCCUGCAGUUCAUUCGGAAACUUUUCUUUUUCUCUUCACUUCCCCGAUUGCCCAGACUACCCACAGGAUUUCUAACCCGAGUGUAUCGAAGGAGGGCUUCAGGCUUCGUUAACACCUUGAGUCGCAUGCAGGGGACAUUGUGCUGUCAGAGGACAGCCCGUUGUGACAGCUCAUUUCUUCAGAACUGAAGUUUUAUAGCAAUCUCUUUCUAAUCCGGCAACGACUCCAUGUCUUUUUGAGGCACUGCACACCAAAGCGCAAUGCCUCUUUUGAAAUAGAUCUUUCAAAUUGUUGUUUCUAUGCCAAGGGUGAGAUGGACGUCCUGUAUACGUCAACAGAUUACAACGAGAGCACCGAGGCGAACUUUUCAAAUAGCCGCAAUGCUACCGAAGGCUACUACAAUCAGUUUGUCCAGCCGGUAUGGCGCAUCGUACUUUGGGCAAUUGCCUACGCUGCUAUAGUCAUUAUAUCUGUGGUCGGCAACAUUAUCGUGAUAUGGAUCAUUUUAGCCCAUAAACGGAUGAGGACAGUCACGAAUUACUUCUUAGUGAACCUUGCAUUUGCCGAGGCGUCUAUGUCGGCGUUCAACACGGUCAUUAACUUCACCUAUGCCAUCCAUAACGAGUGGUACUACGGGCUGAGCUACUGCAGGUUUCACAACUUUUUCCCAAUUGCAGCAGUGUUUGCCAGCAUCUACUCCAUGACUGCCAUCGCACUGGACAGGUAUGUUGCCAUCAUCCACCCUCUGCAGCAAAGGCUGUCAUCCACAGAGACCAAGAUAAUCAUCUCUGUCAUCUGGUUCUUGGCCAUGUGCCUGGCGUUUCCUCAGUACUACUACUCUGUCACAGCUGACCUGCCAGACCGCGUGGUCUGCUACAUUGACUGGCCCGAGUACAAGGCCUGUGACUUCAGAAAAAUGUACUAUGUGUGUGUUGCCAUUCUCAUUUACUUCCUGCCACUCCUGGUAAUGGGCUGUGCUUAUCUGGUAGUUGGCAUCACGCUCUGGGCAAGUGAAAUCCCUGGAGACUCCUCUGAUCGCUACCGGGAACAGCUGACGGCCAAACGCAAGGUUGUAAAGAUGAUGAUCACAGUGGUGUGCACCUUUGCUGUCUGCUGGCUUCCUUAUCACGUCUAUUUCCUGCUCAGCGAGUUCUUCCCCAAAAUUUACCUGGAGCAAUACAUCCAGCAGGUGUACCUGGCAGUCAUGUGGCUGGCGAUGAGCUCAACGAUGUACAAUCCCAUAAUCUACUGCUGCCUGAAUGACAGGUUCCGGGCAGGAUUUAAGCAAGCUUUCCGCUGGUGCCCCUUCAUCAAACCUGGGGAUUACGAGGGCCUCGAACUUAAGUCCACGAAAUACUUGCAAACCCAGAACAGCAUGUACAAAGUAAGCCGCAUGGAGACAACAGUGUCAACCGUUAUUAAUGCCAUCGAUGAUGAAGUUGAGGAUAGUCUGAGAACCAAACGUCUCUCCCUUGAUCUCACAUCCAACGGCUCUUCCAGAAGUGCAUCCAAAACAAUGUCAGAGACGUCUAGCUUCUACUCCAACACCAAUAUGUCCUAAGAGAGGCAGCAGAGAGAGGAGAUGAGCACAACACGAGCCAGAUCAGCAUUCAUCAUUAAAUUGCUGCCAGUCAUUGUCUAUUGGUAUUGUGCGUGUUGUCAUUACACAGAGCAACAAGGGCAAUUCUUUGGUCUGCAGCUCAUGCAGCUCUGUACUUUUGGAAAUGUGUGCCUCUUUCUUUGAAUUUCUCAGUCCAUGGCUCAGUCCAGUUUUUAAGACAAAGAGCUCAGCUAUGGAUCUGGGUACUCCAUCUGUGUUCAACAACCAGUACCAUGAGCACUUGAUUAUUUAGGUGAGGAUGGAAAAUUUGCCUGGUGAUCAGACAGUCAAGGCAAAGGGAAUCGGCCUGACAAGAAUGACAUGAAGCUGAUCCACUCAAAGCCUAAAUUGUGAAAAAUAAGAAAUAUGGUGAGGAACGAUGACUUCAACAAAAGCCAACUGGAGGAUGAAUCUCUGAAGGAAUAGCAGUAAGAUGGAGGAGUCUUCUGCAUAUCAUGAGGCAGUAUUCUUUUAGUAUCACUCUGACUGUUGUGUAAACAAGUUUACAAUUUUCCAUACAAAAUAUAAUAGUGCAGACUGAGUCUCCAAACCUUACACGUUUGCCCUGGAUCAGAAGACUGGUUCAUUUUGAUCCUUUAGUUACUGCAUUAAGAAGAACAGAGAGAAGUAAGAAGGCUCACUGUAUGAUGUACAUUAUAGCCAAAAAAUAAUCCUGCAGUUCCUCAUUUAUGCUAGAAAUCAGCCAUGGGUCCUUUCUCUUCUCAAUUGUGUCCAACAUUCAUGGCAUUAGUUUGGGAAACCAUCACUAUAAAAUGGUGACUCCAACAAAAUUCUUCUUUUAGGCCCUGAUUGAUUUUCCAUUUUCCAUUUUGAUACCAAAUCUUGGAUGUAUCUGACUGAUAUUUCUCUGGGGAUGAAGAUAGAUGGGGGUCAUGUGAGAUGCCUCACUUCCCUAAAGGAUCAUUUUGCAGACAAUUUGAUUUCAUCAAUAAAAAAUAACAUGCCAAGUGUCCCACUCAAGCACAUCUUUUUGUGAUUUUUCAUAAAAAUAUACAUGAAUGUUCUGCAGUAUGUGGAAUUUUAUUUUUUUUCUGCAAUCCUCCCAUUAUUAUUUAAUGGAGGAUUUGAACCUAAUUUUUUAUUAAAAAGACAUAAAGACUGGAUGUCCAUGCCACCUACAAGUGGUGGAUAAAUAAAUGGAAAUACAUGUGCUUUGUUUCAAGUGAGUUGUAGCUAUUGUAACUGUCAUGGAUAGGCAAGUGAGCACCAUCUUAUAAUAGAUAUAUUAUUUGUUUCUCUCUUGGUUACCAUCUAUUAGAUUUUCAUAAUACUUUUGUUUCAGAUGAAAUUUUUUUUUGAUUCAAAAAUGAUAUCUUUUGUGUGAUAAGCCACUCAAAGCUGGACUAUUGACCUCUGCUAUAAGCUAUUAUUUCAAAUGCAUUUGGGUUUUUUUUUAAACUGAAAGGAAAAUGAUUAUUUUUCAAAAAUAUAUUAACCACUCAAAGCUUGUUCAUUAAUAAAAAAUGACGCAGAAUUUGCUGUCCAAUAGGUUGUAAAAUAAUAGUCAAAAUCAGACAGAGAGAAAUGUAAUUUCCAGGUACAGUGACAAGAAAAAGUGAACACUUUGGAAAUAACUGCAUUUAUGUAUACAUGUGUCUUAAAAUGUAUUCUGAUCUUCAUUUAAAUUAGAAAACAAACAAGCAGAAUACAUUUUAACUAAUAACAUACAAAUCAUUGAAUUGUUCUUGAAUACAUCAUGCAAACAUUCACAGGUGUAGGCUGGAAAAAGUAUGUGAACUUCUAGGCUGAUGAUUUCAACAAAAGCUAACUGGAGUCAGGAGCUGGCAAACCUGAAGUCCAGCCAAUGAAACAGGACUGGGGGUGUGGUUUCGAAAUACUUUGACCAAUAGAAAAAGCACCAGCUGUUAAUGUAUGUUUCAAAAAAAAAUAUCUCAUAAGAAAUGCAAUCAGGAAUUGUUGAUUUAUAUAAAGCUGGAAAGGGUUAUAAAGUUAAUUAAAAUAGAUAGUCAUCAGUUCACAGUUAGACAAACUGUGUAUAAAUGGAAACCAUUUAGUACGAUGUCAAGAUGACUUGAAAGGCACAAUGCAAAAUGUUUAAAAAGAACUGUACAAUAACAGCUAAAGGCUUGAAGAAGUCAUUGAAACUGAUUAACAUUUCUGUUCAUGCACCUACCAUAGAGAAAUCAUUGAACAGAAAUGGAGUCCAUGACAGGACAUCAAAGAAGAAGCAACUGAUCUCCAAAAAACAUUGCUGCAUACCUGAAGUUUUCCAGAAACCAUCUUGACACUUCACAAUGCCAUCGGGAAGAUGUUUUGUUGACUAAUGAAACUAAGGUUGAAUUGUUCUGGAAGAAUACAAGGUAGUAUGUAUGGCAUAUAAAGGGUGCUGCAUACCAGCAUUAAAACCUCAUCCCAGUGGUGAAGUAUGGUAGGGGGAGCAUCAUGAUUUGGGACUGCUUUACUGACUCGGAUCCUGGACAGCCUGUCAUCAUCAUGGGGAAAAUUAAUUCCCAUGUUUAUUAAGGUCUCCUAUGGUAUAAAGUCAGGACCAGCUGAAGGUCAGUAAAAGUUGGAUGAUGUAGCAGGCAAUGAGCCUGAACAUUAAAGUAAGUCUUGUACAGAAAUACAGAAAAUCCACCUUUUGGAGUAGUCCAGUCAGAGGCCAGACCAUAACCCAACAGAGAUGCUCUGUAAUGACCUUAAGAGAGCCAUUCACAGCAGACAUCUAAAGAAUAUGGCUGAGCUCAAGCAGCUCUGCAAUGAAGACUGGUCCAAAAUCUCACCUGAAGAUUGUGUUGGUUUGAUCUCCAGCUAUUUGUUAGAGGUUAUUGUUGCCAAAGGAAGUUCAAACAGUUGGCAUAUCCAAGGCUUCACAUACUUUUUAAACAGCAGACUGUGAAUGUGUGAUUGGUUUAUUCAUUAAAGACAUGAAAGGUUAGAACUGUUUGUUAUUAGCAUAAGCAUAUUGUGUUUGACAAUACCUAGGACUUAGAUGAAGAUCAGAUCGCAAUUCAUGAGCAGUUAAUGUGGAAAACCAGGUAAUUCCAAUGCAUGCCCAUACUUUUUCUUACAACUAUAUUUUGGUUGCUGCUUCAUUUUUAUUGUUCUUCCAUAACAAGAAAUUUUACCAGAAAUCAUUCAUUUCAUUGAGUGCACAUAGUGGGCUAUUUCUAAACAUGUUCCUGUAUUCCAUCUGGGCAACAUCUGAAAAAGGGUAGAUGACUUGGUAAAUUGUUUCAGAUUCCCAUAACCAUUUGUGUGAAAAUGUGCUUCCUGGUUUCCACCUUGAUGUACUUCUCAUUAAUUUUCACAAGGUGUUCUUUGAAUAGAUUAUUUAAAUAAAAGAAUUCUGCUGCAUUAAUACUGUGUUCACAUGCGCUGGGAGUUUUCCGAGUUACCAUUUGUGAGAUCACACCUUCUCAAUUUGUGGUGUUUACGUUCAUUUCAGGGUGGUUUGCUGCUCGAGUUGGUUAGCUGUUGAUUUCUUGCUCAAUUCCUAUAAAAAAGUAAUUUAAUUGCUCUUUUUUUUGUGAAAAUAAAAAGUGAAGAAAACUCAUUACAGUAGUAAUGCAUCUCUCCAAAUACAACAUGACCAUGCAAUACCAUUCCUGACUCGA
Erpetoichthys calabaricus (reedfish) is the source of this 5468-nucleotide messenger RNA. Its product is annotated as substance-P receptor-like. The coding region runs from base 583 to 1830 and encodes 415 amino acids. Lineage: Eukaryota; Metazoa; Chordata; Cladistia; Polypteriformes; Polypteridae. Gene Ontology annotation, molecular function: substance P receptor activity. Gene Ontology annotation, cellular component: plasma membrane; sperm midpiece. The record is from RefSeq and is a predicted model, not a curated record. Gene Ontology annotation, biological process: positive regulation of flagellated sperm motility; G protein-coupled receptor signaling pathway. The transcript has 5 exons.